GCAACGGAGCCCGCAAAACGCUCGCCAUCUCGUCCAAUCCAAGGAGCUGAGUGCAAAAGUGCGCGGCGCGCGUAAACAUAGGUCACGUGAUAGUGAGAUCGGUGAUCACGUGACUGGGUACGGAGAGGUCAUUAAUUUUUUCGCACGGAGGAACACAGAAAGGGGAAAGAAAUGGCGUUGCAGUUCUCCCGGGCUCUCCGACGACUAGCAACCGUGCCUCUCUACCGCAGCUCGGCUCAGGGAGUCCGUCUCGCUAGCAGUAAACCUGACGAAGAGGAAACCAUCCCUACUGACAUGGAGCAGGCCACUGGUCUGGAGAGGAAGGAACUGGAGGCGCUCAUGCAGGGGAAGGAGGAUCCGUUCAACAUGUCGGUCCAGUCUGGACCGAGAGGAACGCGAGAGCAGCCAACCCUUGUUCCAUCAAUGUAUGAGGAAAGAAUUGUUGGCUGCAUCUGUGAAGAGGAUGCCACAUUCAUAACCUGGCAGGUGGUGAACAAAGGUGCGGCCCACCGCUGUGAGUGUGGCCAGUUUUACCAGCUGGUGGACGCCAACCCUACCAAGAUAGACAACAUCUAGACCACUGGGAGUGCUCUUAUUAGAACCUCUUUAGCCACUUACCUCUGCACACUGUACAGUGUUACGGUGUAUUAUGUUGACAUGUUUAGUCCCAUCUCUGAAAAUACGUGGUUUGUUCCAAAA
Geodia barretti is the source of this 699-nucleotide messenger RNA. The record is from the annotation of a GenBank genome assembly. NCBI's taxonomy places the organism in Eukaryota, Metazoa, Porifera, Demospongiae, Tetractinellida, Geodiidae.